Molecule: messenger RNA, 608 nt
Organism: Ostrinia furnacalis (Asian corn borer)
Lineage: Eukaryota; Metazoa; Arthropoda; Insecta; Lepidoptera; Crambidae
Exons: 1
Molecular function (GO): catalytic activity
Source: RefSeq, a predicted model, not a curated record
AUGUCCGGCACACACAAACCCGAUUUAAUAGCACGAGGGGACGGCUUCGUAGUCGCCAAGUGUGGAGAGCUGAUUGUGGCGGGAGUCUACUUUCCUCCCAGUCGAAGUGUUGCUGAAUUCGAGGCUGACCUUGACGGGCUGGGUGUCGUCCUCCAACAGCAUUCGCUCCCUUCUCUUGUGGCGGGAGACUUCAAUGCUAAAGCCACGGCUUGGGGCGCAAGGCGGACGGAUGUUCGCGGAACCAUCUUGCGUGAUUGGGCCGUUGUACAAGGGCUGUCAGUUCUCAAUACUGGGACAGAGUCCACAUGUGUGCGACCGCAGGGCGAAUCGAUAGUGGAUAUUUCUUUCGCCAGCCCUACAGUGGCACAUCGGGUCACUGCCUGGAGGGUAAUGACGGAGGCAGAGUCAUUAUCGGAUCACCGGUAUAUCACUUUUAACGUCUCUACCUCCAACACAAGCAUGCUAGCGCCUAGCCCACCUCGAGCGAAUAUUUUUCGGCGUUGGAAACUGACGAGCCUAGAUAGAGACAUGAUGAAGGAGGCUGCCCUUGUCAAGGCUUGGAGCCCAGUUGGCAGGGAAGAGGUAGAAGUGGAGCGGGAGGUGGCAUG